This is a messenger RNA of Danio aesculapii, 5093 nucleotides long. It is a transcript of the gene bpnt2, whose product is annotated as 3'(2'), 5'-bisphosphate nucleotidase 2. Bases 348 to 1373 code for a protein of 341 amino acids. The record is from RefSeq and is a predicted model, not a curated record. Gene Ontology annotation, molecular function: 3'-nucleotidase activity. Gene Ontology annotation, cellular component: endomembrane system. The transcript is spliced from 5 exons. Gene Ontology annotation, biological process: phosphatidylinositol phosphate biosynthetic process. NCBI's taxonomy places the organism in Eukaryota, Metazoa, Chordata, Actinopteri, Cypriniformes, Danionidae.
AAAAACGCAGUGUCAGUCAGUUCGGCCCUGCUUGGCACAGCAGUGGACGUGGAAUGCUGUCAAUGUAUCAGUCGCUUUCACAGUAAUGGAUCUGUCAUCGUAACAAACCACACAUUAAUGCUUAGACAGCGAAUUACACUGUAAACCAAUGAGGGAAGCGUUCGCUCGACCUAAUCUGGACUGCCCCGGCGAAGGAAACAAGUGACUUUUGAUUAGCUUGUAAGCUAUUUUUUUGUCGUUUAUGUCAUAGCUGCGUUCAAAUUAUGCGCAGCAAAGAGGAACACGACUGGUAAAGCUGCUGUCCUGUUCUUUCAUUCCCUGGCUUUGCUCGCACGUCUGUUUUUGCGAUGGCUCCUAUGGGCAUCCGGCUUUCGCCGCUCGGCAUAGCCGUGUUCUGCUUACUCGGGGUCGGCGUGAUCUAUCACCUGUACGCGGGGGUUUUGUCCAGCAGACUCGCCUCUUUUCGCCAGAAGAGGACCGUGGAUCUGAGAGAGCUGCUGGCGCUGUCCAUAGACGCUGCGGUGCAGGGCGGACGGGAGGUGAAGAGGAUCCGGGAGGACAACACACUGGAGGAGAAGUCAAAGGGAAAAACUAAAGAAGGGGCCAGCGAGAAACUUACGCUGGGGGAUCUCAACUCCCACCGCAAGAUGUACUACCUAAUCAAGAAUACCUUCCCUAAUAUACAGGUAAACUCAGAAGAGCAUGCGAAUGCUGAAGGUGAGGCCACAGUGUGGACAAGAAUCAUCCCGGAAGAUAUUCUGGCCAAAGUCUCAGGCGGGAAGGAGAUUCCUGCAGAAAAGAUCACAGUCUGGAUUGAUCCACUGGACGCCACUCAGGAAUACACAGAAAAUCUCCGGAAGUACAUCACAACCAUGGUGUGUGUGGCUGUGGACGGGGAACCUGUUAUAGGUGUGAUCCAUAAACCCUUCACUGGGUACACAGUUUGGGGUUUUGUUGGAGAGGGAUCCAAUGUGGCUCCUCGUGAUUCCUACAACACAAACUCUCCGAAGGUGAUCGUCUCUCGCUCUCAUGCGGGCAAGGUGAAGAGCUUCGUUCAGACGGCGUUCGGCAACAAUACAGAAAUCAUACCAGCAGGGGGCGCAGGAUAUAAGGCACUGGCUCUUCUAAACCCCACUGAUGAAGAACAAGAGACGGCUGAUAUCUACAUCCACGUCACAUACAUCAAAAAGUGGGAUAUCUGCGCGGGCGACGCGAUCCUGAAGUCUCUCGGUGGUCAGAUGACGACUCUGAAAGGAGAGCAGAUUGAUUACUCUGGUUUAGAAGGGAACAAGGGAGGUCUCUUGGCCAGCAUGAAAGCCGAUCACAAGGCAUUGGUGAAAAGACUUCCACUCUGGGAAGACAACAAACAAUAAUAACUCACUUCUUCUGUUCAUAACACUCCCAUUUUCUUCCGUACAACAUAUUUGUUUAGAAAUAUGAAGAUACGAGAAACAGAUUGCAAGAGGAGAUGACUGAUCCAACAUCGCUGACUCUGGAAUAUGUAAUAAUAUCCCAAACAAGUUUGAGGUGUGCUCUAUAGAAAGGAUGUGUGCCUUUGGUUUGUACAGGUGAUUAGUAAUGCAUUGUGCUACACAUUUAUAGGGAUAGUACACCCAAAUCUAAAUUUGAUGUUAAUUUACUCACCCUAAAGCCAUCCAAGAUGUAGCGGACUUCUUUUUUUUUCAGUAGAAUAUUAAAAGAUGAUUUUUAGAUGAAUCUAUGGUCCUUGGUGAUUCUCAAAAUGCAGAGAAUUAAACACUUUGAGAGUUAAAAACUAAAUUAAUUUUCAUGGCUAGUGAUGAUACACUGAGGUCUUAUGCAAAACGAUCAGUUAACAGUAAUCAACCUUGAAAUUCAAGUGAAUUCACGACAGUAAGGAGUGCGAACUUCCUGUCACACAAUGAUGUAUAUCAAACUUUUUUGACGCUUUACAAUACGAUUCCAUUAAUGAUAAUUCAUGUGUUUAUUAACAUGAACUAACAAUGAACAAUACUCUUAUCACUGUGCAAAAUUUACUAAUAAUCCCAAAGUUGUGCUUGUUAACACUAGUUAAUGCACUGUGAGUUAAAAACGAACACAGAUGGACUUUGUUUCAAACUUUGUUAACAAAGUUAAAUAAAUACUGAAGAUGUUCUCUGUUAUUUCACGUAAGUACAUACAUUAGCUAGUGUAACCUAAUUGUAAUGUGUUACCAAGUUAUUUAUAUAGGUUGCAGCAUUCAGAAUAAGCACAAGUACCAUUUUGAUGAACAGUACAGCACAUGUGCCCUCCCUCUCUGUUGUAAACAGUGCCAUUAUGUGACUAAGGUCAGAAAUGUUGGAAAUAAUGGUUCAUAUUUUGCAUAGACUGUUUGAUUCAUUUUUAAAGACCUCAGUGGGUAACCGUUUAGAAUAAUGGUCCGUCAGUAAAUGUAUUUAUUGUUUUAUGUAUUGUUUAACAUUUAUUGAUGCAUUAAAAAUAUUUGCUGGAAUAGUUAGUGGUUUAUUCUGCUGUGGCAACCUCUGAAAUAGAGACUAAGCCGAAGGAAAAUGAACAAAAUAAUGAUGUAUUAUUAACAUCUAAAGUUGGUCUUGUUAACAUUAGCUAAUGCUAAUGUUAACAUUUUUAAAUUAAACAACAUGACCUAAAGUUAACAAAGAUAAUUAAAUUCCAAUUAAAAAUGUAUUAUUAAUAGUUUAUGUUUACAUUCAUAUGUAAAUACAUUCAAACAUAAAGCAUUCAUUUUCUUUAGCCUGUAUAUGUUUUUUUUAACUCUCAAAGUGCCGGUAGCCAUUAACUUUUAUUUUAUGAAUUAUCAAAGACCUAAAAACUACUGAGACUACUAAAGACACCUACAUCUUAGCCUUUAAGUGAGCAAAUUCUCGGUUUAGUUCACCCAAAAAUAAUUAAUAAUCUCCUGAGACCUUUGAUCAUCUUAAAAAUUUGAAUUAAGAUAUUUUAGAUGAAAUCCUGGAGCUCUCUCAUUCUCUAUAGACAGCAAUGGUCACAAGACUUUCAAAGUCCAGGAUAGUAAUCCAAACAUUUUUCAAAACAUUUCAUGUGACUUCAGUAGUUCAUUGUAAUUAUGUGAAGCUCCAAAAACACGUUUGUGCAACAAAAUACUGUAAAAACAUCUUUGUACUCCAUGUCGCAUCAUGGUGUGCAUUUACUAUGGGCACUACGACGCUUGUGUUUCAAUACAUUGUACUGGCCUUAAUAAACACACACCCUGACCUGUCAUAGAAUAGAAGACAAAAGCAAAUAAAGUCAUUUCUAGAGUUUUUUGGUGUACAAAAAUGUUCUUGAAGCUUUGUAUGAUUACAGUUGAACCGCAUGAAAGGUUUUGACAAUGUUUUUAGUUCCCCAAAAAGAAAUAAUUAUCUCCUGAGACCUUCGAUCAUCUUCAAAUGUGAAUUAAGAUAUUUUAGAUGAAAUCCAGGAGCUCUCUCAUCCUCCAUAGACACCAAUGGUAACAAGACUUUCAAAGUCUAAGAAAAAAGAGCCCAAACAUUUUUCGAAACAUUUUAUGUGACCAGUAGUUCACUGUAGUUUUACAAAGCUCAAAGAACACAUUUGUGCACCAAAAUACUGUAAAAGCACCUUUGUAUUCCACGUCGCAUCAUUUACACCUUUGUAUUCCACGUCGCAUCAUUUACAAUAUACUGCCCUUAAUAAACACUCUCCCUGACCUGUCAUGGAAUAGAAGACAGAAGCAAAUAAAGUCAUUUCUAGAGUUUUUUUGGUGCACAAAAAUGAUUUUGGAGUUUCGUAUAAUUACAGUUUAACCACUGACACACAUGGAAUGUUUUGUCAAUGUUUAUAGUUUCCCAAAAAAUAAUUAGUAAUCUCCUGAGCCCUUCGAUCAUCUUCAAAAUACUAAGUAAGAUAUUUUAGAUGAAAUCCCAGAACUUUCUCAUCCUCCAUAGACAGCAAUGGUCACAAGACAUUCAAUGUCCAAGAAAAGGAGCCCAAACAUUUCAUGCGACUUCAGUAGUUCACUGUAAUUAUGUAAAGCUCCAAGAACACAUUUGUGCAUCAAAAUACUGUAAAAACAACGUUGUAUUCCACCUCGCAUCAAUUUCUAGAGUUUUUUUUUUGAUGCACAAAAAUGUUCUUGGAGCUUCAUAUGAUUACAGUUGAACCACUGAAGCCGCAUGGAAUGUUUUGACAAUGUUUUAGUUCCUUUUAUGGACAUUUCAGCACCGUAGCUGUAUAUGGGGAAUGAGUGAGCUCUCGGAUUUGAUCUAAAAUCUCCUAAUUUAUGUUUUAAACCAUCAAGCGAUUAGAACAACUAGACUACUUAUAAACAGAAUUGUCAUUUUUGGGUGAACUAACACUUUAAUUGCAAAUUUUCAGUUUUGGAUGAACUGUCUCUAAAAGCGUCUGGGGUCAAAUCAAAUCACAUUUAUUUUAUUUAAUAAAAACUCUACAAGAUGUACCAGUAGCUGUAUGUCAUGUCAUGUGAUUUUAUUUUUAUUUACCUAUAUUGUUUUGAGAAUGCUUCCAAAAUGACUGGUAAAACCAGGUUUAAAUGGUUAUGGGUGAAGAUUUAACUGUGAAUCCAGAAACUUGACUACUUUUCAUAUAAUUCAAAGCAUUGUCCCCUCCCUCUGUGGCGUGUAUUUGGUUUUGUGUCGGAUCUCAGUUCGUAUGGUUUAUACAUUGUUUCCUGAAUUGCUAUGUGAAUUAGACUGCAAAGGUUUAAGCAGUGAGUGUAAAUAAAAAUAAAUACAGUAUAAGAUUAAGGUCUUAUUUUGUUUUUAAGGGAAGGUUAAUUGGAUUGAGUGGAGUAGGUGCUCAAAAGAUGCCCUGGGUGAUUUAUACAGAUGUUAAAUUGUUCACUGUGAUUGCAGGUUUAAAAAAAUGUAUUUUUCUAUGAGUAUUCAUACCCUUGCUAUUAUUGUUGAGAUUCCACAGAUAGCCAUGGUACUGUUUGUCCCUCUGAUUUAAAAAAGUGUGCAUGAAUAAAAUAAUGUAGAGGAAUUAUUUUAUUUUAUUAUUUGUAUUUCUUUUUGCUGCAUGUGCACUUUUCUUCUCAGAAAUUUGAGGCAUUUUAUUUGGCAUCACACUGAUCGACAUCUUCAUUCUGCCUUUAAUAAAUAAAUGGCAAUGGA